AUGAGUGAAAAACAAACUGCAGCACAGAUUCUUGAUACAGAAAUUCUUUCAUGCUGCAAAACUCUUGACUCAGUAACUCAAAAGCAACUCGUAUCUGUUAAAAAGGACCAAGAACAAAUUCUUCAAAAAAUGGCUUUAAUAAUUUCAGAGUUCGAACAGAUUCAAGGAAAGCUUCCAAAAGAGGACUUACAAGCUAGCAUACAAAAUAUCAACAAGAUUUGUGAAAGACUUGAAACAGCUAAAAAGAGGAUUCAAAAUAUUGUUCAAAGAGCUGAAACAAUGAAACUUGCUCUUGAUUAUCAGCCACCUGUUGUCAAAACGUCGCCAUACUAUGUUAUGGAAACUUAUACAUAA
Messenger RNA from Trichomonas vaginalis G3, 354 nucleotides. RefSeq lists its product as uncharacterized. The transcript has a single exon. Bases 1 to 354 code for a protein of 117 amino acids. Lineage: Eukaryota; Parabasalia; Trichomonadida; Trichomonadidae. The record is from RefSeq and is a predicted model, not a curated record.